This is a messenger RNA of Mycetomoellerius zeteki, 2993 nucleotides long. RefSeq names its product putative inorganic phosphate cotransporter protein picot (gene Picot). Gene Ontology annotation, biological process: monoatomic anion transport; transmembrane transport. The record is from RefSeq and is a predicted model, not a curated record. The transcript has 8 exons. The coding region runs from base 453 to 2015 and encodes 520 amino acids. Gene Ontology annotation, cellular component: membrane. Lineage: Eukaryota; Metazoa; Arthropoda; Insecta; Hymenoptera; Formicidae. Gene Ontology annotation, molecular function: transmembrane transporter activity.
AUCGGAGUAUUUGCGGAGCAGCGAGAACAGCCGGUCGAUUACACAAGUUCCGCCGUCCCGGCAUAACCCGCAUAACCAGUGUACUUCGUACCACGCGAAGACUUAACCUCGUCUUCUCUCAGUCUCGUCAGUCUCGUGUACAUUUGCACAUCGUCGCUCGCCACCGUUGCCUCGUGCGCAAUCUUGCCGUCGUCGUCGUCGCCGUCGGACCGGCGUAAGUAGAGAACGCAGGCGCGUUUCUCCUCGGCGCAUUUCGGCGCCUGUACGGAACGAGUUACGAGAGUGUGGAGGAGCGGCAGCGAAUCACGUGCGCGCGCGCGCGAGAGAGGACAGUCCGUGUUAUCGCGCCGAACGUUGAUCAUCGCCGUUGAUCCUCGACGUCGUUCGUUAUCGUCGUUCAAGGAGCGUUGUAAACCGCGUUCCUCAUUCUCGUCCCACGUGCCGAGUGCGCGAUGAACCGCGACAGCGAGAACAGGGGACGAAAUGGCCACGUGCUUGUGUGGGAACAGCCCGGACUCGACGAGGACGAGCGGGAAAGAAGAAGAAAAAAAGUCCGGUUUGGGAAACGUCACAUGGUGACUUUCAUGAUAUUUCUUGGUAUGGCAAAUGCCUAUAUAAUGAGGACCAAUAUGUCUGUUGCUAUCGUCGCGAUGGUCAAUCAUACAGCUAUCACGAACAACGAUGAGAUGUUAGAAAUCGAAGAUAAAUGCGGAGAGGUUACCAAUGAAACCGACGCUGUUGAACGCAGCGCCGACGGACCAUUUGUAUGGGACAACAAGCAACAAGGUUAUCUCUUAAGUUCAUUCUUUUGGGGCUACGUUAUAACGCAAAUACCAUUUGGUAUACUUGCCAAGCGUUACGGUGCCAAAUACUUCCUCGGAAUCGGCAUGCUGAUCAAUUCGCUUUUUGGAUUACUAGUACCAGUAUCCGCGUAUUGGGGAUAUUGGCCGCUGAUAAUCGUUCGCUUCAUUCAGGGUUUAGGAGAGGGUCCUAUUGUGCCUUGCACACACGCAUUGCUGGCGAAAUGGAUACCACCUAACGAGCGGAGCAGGAUGGGUGCCUUUGUCUAUGCCGGUGCACAGUUCGGCACGAUAAUAUCAAUGCCGUUGAGCGGUUUAUUGGCCGAUUGGCAAUUAGUAGGUGGAUGGCCAUCCAUUUUCUACGUGUUUGGUAUUAUUGGUACCAUCUGGUGCAUAGCGUUUCUCAUAUGGGUCUAUGAGGAUCCGGAACAACAUCCAAGCAUCGCUGAAGACGAGAAGAAGUUCAUACUCAGCUCUCUAUGGGGUAGCGCCGGCAUAUCCUCGUCACCUCCCGUACCAUGGAAGUCCAUUGCAACUUCGUUACCAUUUUGGGCUAUCUUAAUGGCGCACAUGGGUCAAAAUUAUGGGUACGAAACGUUGAUGACUCAACUUCCGACAUUUAUGAAACAGAUUCUUCACUUUAGUAUCAAAAAAAAUGGUAUCUAUUCGGCACUUCCGUAUUUUGCUAUGUGGCUUUUCUCCAUGUUUAUCUCUCAUGUCGCUGAUUGGAUGAUCUCUUCGGGAAGAUUUACUCACACUGUAACUCGCAAGAUCGUUAACAGCAUCGGCCAAUUUGCACCGGCCUUGGCAUUGAUAGCAGCUUCGUAUACUGGUUGCAAUGCUUGGUUGACAGUAACCAUUAUUACAUUGGGAGUCGGUUUGAAUGGUGCUAUUUAUUCUGGUUUUAAAGUAAAUCACCUCGACAUUUCUCCGAGAUUUGCUGGAAUUUUAAUGUCCUUCACAAAUUGUAUCGCUAAUCUCGCUGGACUUCUCGCACCGAUUACUGUUGGAGAGGUGAUUGCUAAAUCGCCAUCACAAGCAAAGUGGAGGAUUGUAUUUAUGAUCUGCGCUGGUGUUUACAUCUUUUGUGCGGCAUUUUAUGCAAUUUUCGGUUCUGGGCAAAGGCAAGCAUGGGACAAUCCAGAUAAGGAUGACGACAAAAACGAGAAAAAUCAACUAGACAGUGUAAAAAUCGUGAACGAGACUCAACAUUGACAAGCGAAUAUUUUAUUUAUAAGAUCAGUGGUGAUACGAGGACACUGACGACGUGACGAUUGUGUCCACUUGGUCCUUUCUGUUUAUGCAUGUAUUCAUUCCCUUCCUUUAUUUAGCCAUUCGAGACAAGCGAUUACAUUAAGACACUUAAGUUAAUCUCACAACUGUAUAUUUUUUAUCGUAAAGAUAUAAAAUUUUUCAUAAUAAUUAUGUCAAUUCGCCUUGUAGAUCUUCAUACUUUUGUAUUGGAUUGCAAAAGUUGUACAUCAAUCGCUUUAAUAUCAUAUCGUGUUUUGUGUGAAAGAUAAUUUGUAUGUGUGUAAGAGAGAGAGAGAGAGGAAAGGGAGAGAAAAUAUAUAUAGAAUAUACUCAUAACCAAGUUACUAUUAUAAGCUUCGGUUCGCGUCAUUUGUUGUAUUUUAUAAUUUAUCAAUUUUUACAUAAUAAUUUCAUGUAUUAUGUAGAAUUAGAAAAUCGCACUUUAAGAACUGGCAUGCUAGAGAAACGAUGGGAGAGAUGAUUCUCAAAAGGAAUAAAAAAAUGAAAACUAUUGCUUGCAGAUAAGCGAAUUUCCAUAAAACUGCUGAAAAUGUCAUGACAAAUAAGUCAAAGCGAAUAUAAUUUUAACGAGAUUACAAAAACCAUUUACAAAAUUGUCUUAACUGUAUAUCAAAAUUAUCUAUCUAAGAAUAUUCAAAUUUGAAUUGUGUAUAUCACUGUUGCUUGAAUAUAUAAAUGAAUAUCAGUGUAAAAGAAAUAGAUUAUGCUUUUUAGAUACGACGUUAAUUUAUACUCAUUUGUGAUUGCGGUAUUGUUAUUCUUGCGUAAUAUAAACUUUGAUAGAAUCAAUAUAUUGUAUAUCCCGAUAAAUGUAAAUAUCGAUUUGCACAAUGAGCUCUCCAUUAAUUUGGACAUCUCUGCAGUCGUUCCACAUUUAAAUAAAACUUAAUCUCAGUCUUCCACUUUGCUAACAACACA